AUGUUGCCUUUCGCCGGCUCGCCCAGUCAUCUGGGGCUGGGGACCACGCGUGCCCAGGACCGAUCCGCCGCGCAGGCUGGUCUGUUUCGUCCGCCGUCUUCGCCCCCGAGCCCCGCGAUGGCCCCGACCACUCCAAAGGAGCCUACGCUCCUGGCGAAGCUCAAAAUGCAUCAGAUUGCCAUGAGAAUGGUGAAGGUAGCGGAGAUGCAGCGGCGGCGGCACCGCAAAAGCAUCGAAGACCACGAGGCGGCUGUACACCUCGACGAAGAACACAUUGCAGCCGCCACCGGCGUGCGCCUGGAUAAUGUGCUUGCCUUCCGUAAACUUGUGAAUGCCACGAUGAACGCUACGGUGGCUUCCGCGUCUCUGAGAGAGAAAGAUUCAGUCCUCGGGAAAACAACUCUUGCCAUGAGCAUCUUCAACAUUCCUUCCGAGAUCCAGAGACGCGUCACAGACAAAGACAGGUGGAGGCGGCUCUUCCCUGCAGCCCGUGGAGAACGUCCUGGCGGUGUGUUAACGGCACUCUUCCUGGCAAUAAUGGCCGAAGCAUGCGGUCGGUAUGAUGAAGCAGACGUCUACAUCCUUCAGCUUCUCGUGUGCAAGGCCGCGCGACUUGAGGAGCUGACGCCGGAGGAGCGAACAUGCGUCCAGCGCGCGUUUCACCGCCGAAUCCAGCAGAGCAAGAAUUCCUGGAAGCACGUGAUGGCUCUUGAGAAAGCUUUGGAUAUUCGACGAGACGCUAGCAACUCUAAAAGAUCCUACAAAAUUGCGGAGCUAGCAGCGUGCAAGGACCGAUUGAGGGACGACAUUGUGCGACACUGCUAUGGCAUCAUUUGGGCCACCACGCACUUGAUUAUGCCAACUCCUGGGUCGCCGGCGACUCAGAUGUUUUCUCACAAGUGCAUCGCGACCGCCUUUCGACAGGUCACACAAUUCACCGACUCCGUGCCCCAGUAUCAGUGCCUCCAGCUGGCUGAGGCGAACUACAAGAGAGCGGUACAUUUUGCCAAGACAGACGAGACCAUGGGGCCUUGCGAUAAGCUGCGGAUCGAGACUCUCAUCAGCUGGGCGAACUUCCUGUUCUACAACCUCGAGAAGAAGGACGAAGCGUUGGCAUCCGCUCGUGAAACACUUCAGGAGAGCAUGACGAAGCUCGACUCGGUGCCGCAAGCGCAGUUUGCGGAUGUUGUGGAAGCUUUGCAGCUUCUCAUGAAGAGCAUCUGGCGGUGGAGCCAAGAAAGCCGCAAGGACGCAGUGUACGACUGGUGGUCCAGUCCCUGA
Messenger RNA from Neospora caninum, 1281 nucleotides. RefSeq names its product 14-3-3-like protein, related. The transcript is spliced from 5 exons. The record is from RefSeq and is a predicted model, not a curated record. Bases 1 to 1281 code for a protein of 426 amino acids. Gene Ontology annotation, biological process: signal transduction. Lineage: Eukaryota; Apicomplexa; Conoidasida; Eucoccidiorida; Sarcocystidae. Gene Ontology annotation, cellular component: cytoplasm.